AUGGCUUCUGAAGAGGGGGAAACGUGCGAGAGCGAGGUAAGACUGGAGGAGCCAGGCUGGGUUUCCACACUGGGGAAGAUGAGGGAAUCACCUAACCAGGAGAGAGGCUUCACCUGCUUCCAAGAAGUCCAGAAGGGAACCUCCUCGGAGAAGAGGCCGGAAGAACGGGAAAAAGCUGAACAGGAGAGAAUUUGUACAAAGAGUGGGAAAGCCUUCAAAUGGAGCUCCUGUCUCAUUGAACAUCUGAGGAUACACACUGGAGAGAAGCCCUACAAGUGUUGUGAGUGUGACAGAGCCUUCAACCACCAGUCAGCCUUGAUUAAACAUCAGAGAAUUCACACCGGAGAGGAGCCCUACGGAUGCAGUGAAUGCGGAAAGGCUUUUAGUCAACACUCUACUCUGAUUGUCCAUCAGAGAAUUCACACUGGGGAGAAACCCUACAAAUGUCCUGAAUGCGGGAAAGUCUUCAGUCACCACUCAACCCUGGUUACCCAUCAGAGAAUUCAUUCGGGAGAGAAGCCGUACAAGUGUGAUAACUGUGGCAGAGCCUUUGGCGACCAUUCCAAUCUUAUCAAUCACCAGAGAGUUCACACUGCAGAGAAAGACUUCAGUCAACCCUCAGGCCUUACUGAGCGGCGGAGGACUCAUAGCAGAAACGCAACUCGAGAGAAACCCAACCGGCGUAAGGAUUGCGGAAAAGCCUACAGUCGGCAAUCGGCCCUCGUGAAGCACCAGAGAAGUCACACCAGAGGGAAACCGUACAGGUGCAAUGACUGUGGAAAGGGCUUCGGCCUGCAGUCGGUCCUUCUUAAACAUCGGAGAAUUCACACGGGGGAGAAACCCUACAAAUGUAGGGAAUGUGAGAAGGCCUUCAGUAAUCACUCCAACCUUAUUAAUCAUCAGAGGAUUCAAACUGGGGAGAAACCCUACCGGUGCACAGAACGUGGAAAAGCCUUCAGUCAACAUUCAACUCUGAUCGGGCAUCAGAGAAUCCACACUGGAGAGAAACCCUACAAAUGCCACGAAUGCGGAAAAGCCUUCUGCCUGAACUCAGCCCAUGUCGGGCAUCAGAGAGUCCACACUGGGGAGAAACCCUACAAAUGUCCCAAAUGUGAGAAAGGCUUCAAUCAGUACUCAGCCCUUAGGAAGCACCAGAGGAUUCACACGGGAGAGAAACUGUUCCAAUGUAGUGAGUGUGGCCAAGGCUUCAACAUGCACUCCAAUUAUAUUAAUCAUCAGAGAAUCCACACCGGAGAGAAACCCUACAACUGUAGUGAAUAUGGGAAAGCCUUCAGUCACCACUUGACCCUUAUCAACCAACAGCGAAUUCACACUGGAGAAAAACCUUGUAAGUGUGCCAAGUGUGGGAAAGCCUUCAGUAUGAGCUCAAACUUUAUUAAUCAUCGGAUAAUUCAUAUGGGAGAGAAACCCUUCAAUUGUAAUGAACGCGGUAAAGCCUUCACUCACCACUCAACCCUGAUUAAACAUCAGAGAAUUCAUACUGGAGAGAAACCAUACAAGUAG
Messenger RNA from Tachyglossus aculeatus (Australian echidna), 1524 nucleotides. RefSeq names its product zinc finger protein 665-like. NCBI's taxonomy places the organism in Eukaryota, Metazoa, Chordata, Mammalia, Monotremata, Tachyglossidae. The record is from RefSeq and is a predicted model, not a curated record. The coding region runs from base 1 to 1524 and encodes 507 amino acids. Gene Ontology annotation, molecular function: DNA-binding transcription factor activity, RNA polymerase II-specific; RNA polymerase II cis-regulatory region sequence-specific DNA binding. Gene Ontology annotation, biological process: regulation of transcription by RNA polymerase II. The transcript is spliced from 2 exons.